Molecule: messenger RNA, 1938 nt
Organism: Neltuma alba
Lineage: Eukaryota; Viridiplantae; Streptophyta; Magnoliopsida; Fabales; Fabaceae
Product: TMV resistance protein N-like
Exons: 5
Coding region: 1-1938 (645 amino acids)
Biological process (GO): signal transduction; defense response
Molecular function (GO): ADP binding
Source: RefSeq, a predicted model, not a curated record
AUGUGCCUCAAAGAACUCACAAAAAUCAUGAAGUUUCGCAAAGCAUAUUAUGAUGUAGUUCUUCCCAUAUUCUGUGAAGUGAGUCGGUCUCAAGUUCGUAAUCAAGAAUUUAGUUUUGGAGAAGCACUUCAAGGUACUGACGGUGAAGUAUCAAGCUGGAGGAGAGCUCUCAGAGAAGCUGGAGGCAAUUAUGGGUUUGAUGUGCCUAAUCUCGAGUCCAACACUCAAAGAGAGGAGAUUAUUGACCAUAUUAUCCAUCGUGUUCGUGAAAUAUUGGCCCCGCCCAUGUGUAGUGCAGAGAACACCGUUGGAGUGGAUUCUCGUGUCCAGGAUGUGAUUACAAUGCUUCAUAAUCAUAAAUCAAAACACGUUAUCAUGGUAGGGAUAUGUGGAAUUGCGGGUAUAGGCAAAACUAUUGUUGCCAAAGCCAUAUUUGAGCACAUCCACUGGGAAUUUGAGGACAUGUGUUAUUUGGGUUUUGACGGGGAAGAUUGGCAGAGGGAAAAAGUCGACCUUGUUUCAAGGUUACGUACGCAAAUAGGAAGCCUCAUGUUGAAGCAUAAGAAGGUACUUCUUGUGCUUGACGAUGUGAAUCAGUUGGAGCAACUGAAUACUUUAUGUGGGAGUCGUGAUCACUUCGGUGAAGGGAGUAUAAUAAUCAUUACAACUAGAGAUUUAUCACUUCUUAAUGCCUUUCAAGUGGAUGACACAUAUCACAUGCAACUUUUGAGCGACCAAGAGUCUCUUCAACUUCUCAUUUGGCAAGCAUUUGGACAACCAUACCCUAUAGAAGAAUUCAUGGGUGCUUGCAAAGAAGUGGUUGCUUAUGCUGAAGGGCUGCCACUAGCUCUUAAAGUCCUUGGUUGUACGUUGCGUAGUCAGCCAUUGCAAGAGUGGAGUGCGAUGCUCCAGAAGCUGAGCCGACUUCAAUAUUUUGGCAUAUCCAACAUUCUAAAGCUUAGCCUCGCCUCUUUAAGUAAGGAACAAAGAGAAAUAUUUCUAAAUAUAGUUGAAUUCUAUAUUGGGGAGGACUUGAAUGAUGUGAUCCAAGAGUUGAAAGGCAAUGAAUUCUAUGCUCACAUUGACAUAGAAAUCCUACAGGAUCGAGGCCUUAUAACCAUUGACGACAACAAACUUAGAAUGCAUAAUCUGUUGCAACUCAUGGGAAGCAAAAUAAUACAUGAAACGGUACUCACAGAGUUACAAAUUCGAGGUUAUAGGUAUGAGGUGUUCUUGAGUUUUAGAGGUGACACUCGGAAGAAUUUUACUUCACACCUCUAUGCGGCUCUAUGUAAUGCUGGCAUAACUGUUUUUAAAGAUGAUGUUGAGCUUCCCAGAGGAAAGUAUAUCAACACAGAACUCUUGCAGGCAAUUGGAAGUUCAAAAAUCUCAAUCAUCAUCUUUUCUAGUGAAUAUGCUGGAUCUAAAUGGUGUUUGAAGGAAUUGUCAAUGAUCAUGCGGCUUCGUAAAUCGGAGGGUCGGGUGGUUCUACCUGUGUUUUACCAUGUUGAUCCAUCAGAAAUUCGUCAUCAAACUUCCAAUUUUGGAAAAGCAUUCGAAGAUUUUAUACGAAAAAGUUUCCAAUCAAAACCUCAAGUUUCGGAGUGGAGGGAAACCCUUACUAAAGCUGGGAGCCUUGCAGGAACCGUUGUACUUAGUGCCGGGGACGAGAGUGAUUAUGUUGACGAUAUUGUUAGGCAAGUUUGUGAUAUAUUGUGCAAGACUGACUUAUUUGUGGCUGAGCACCCAGUAGGAGUCGAUAGUCGCGUGCGUGAAGUGAUCACAAUGCUCCAAAACCAUUCAUCUGGAAAUACUGUCACAAUAGGGAUAUGGGGAAUGGGGGGCGCCGGCAAAACAACUAUUGCCAAAGCCAUUUACAAUGAAAUUGGUCGCACUUUUAAGAGUAGAAGUUACCUUUCAAAUAUCAGAAAAGAAUAA